AUGCCUAAAGAGACGAUUGCUUCUCUUAAGCAACAAAACCAAUUACUUAAACAGCAGGUUGACGCUCUGUGCAAAGAAGUUAAGUCCUUGAAAGAAUCGUUUGCCGCCAUGGAGGCUGUUAAUGAAAACAGAAUCACUGCAGUCGCUAAUGCCUCGAACGUCGAAACUGCUCGGAGUUUGCGAUACUUGAACGACGAGUAUGAUGACUUGUCAGCUUCUGACUCUAGUAUCUCGGUACAGCUUAAGCAAAUAUUUCACUGCCUUAAUGUACUCACUGCACAAGUGGAACGUGUUGCUAACGCCAUGAUGCCGAGGAGUACAGUUACCAGCUCAACGUAAAAAUAAUUGGUCUUCCGGAGUUGAAUACACUGAAGUGAAACCGCCCAGGAAUCAAGUUCUCUCUGUGUAAAACUCUUCCAGGAAAUGGGAGCUGAAGUAUCUAUUCUUGACAUCGAUAUAGCGCAUCGUGUAUCAAAAAGGAACGAAAGCAAAGGUCCAAAACCUGUGGUAUGUAAAUUUGGCAGGCGUUUGGCGAAAGGGAAAGUUAUGGAAAUUCGUCAACGUGCCUCCCAAGUUAACCCAACAAGUAUCGACUUUUCUGCUGAAAACGAGCUUGGCGGAGCAACAAUCUUCGAUCAUCUUACCCCCAAGAAGCAGAACCUGUUAUUUGACGCGAAAAAAUUCAAAGAGCGGAAUCAUUAUCAAUUUUGUUGGGCUAAAAACUCCACUAUUUAUCUAAGAAAGGAUGAGAGCUCUCGUGUGAUUAAAAUCUCGGACACUAAUACACUACGACAUCUUGCAUCGGAUACGUAUUCAUUAAAAGUUAGAUAA
Molecule: messenger RNA, 831 nt
Organism: Porites evermanni
Lineage: Eukaryota; Metazoa; Cnidaria; Anthozoa; Scleractinia; Poritidae
Source: the annotation of a GenBank genome assembly